Messenger RNA from Macadamia integrifolia, 2673 nucleotides. RefSeq lists its product as uncharacterized. Lineage: Eukaryota; Viridiplantae; Streptophyta; Magnoliopsida; Proteales; Proteaceae. The coding region runs from base 243 to 842 and encodes 199 amino acids. The transcript is spliced from 5 exons. The record is from RefSeq and is a predicted model, not a curated record. Gene Ontology annotation, molecular function: DNA binding.
UAAGGGUUUUGGGGGGAAGGUUUUGGCGGGAAGGAGAAACAAAAUCGAGAAAUGAAGAGAAAGUGAGGAGAGAAAUAAGUGGUUGUACCCUACCUCUGAACCUGAACUCCUCUGGUGCUAGCUUCCUCUUUCUGCGGCGACAUCCUCUUUCCGGUUUCUGUUUUCUUUGUCUGAUAAACUGGGUUGCUUCAGUUCUGGUUGCUAGCAGAAUAAGGUAUUUAUUCAGUUUAUGUAAGUAUACAAUGGAUGCUAGUGUCAGUGGUCGUGCUGGCACAGCAGCGAAUGAUCCAAGCAAAGAUCCAAGUAGGAAAGCCAAAUCACAAGAUCCUGGAUGGAAGUAUGGAUACUGGCCUGAUGUUGCAGACAGAAACUUAGUUCGAUGUAUGCUUUGUGGAAAGGACGUGAAGGGAGGAAUUAAAAGGCUUAAGCAACACUUAGUUGGCGGAUAUGGUGAUGUUACAAAGUGCCUAAAAACAACUGCAAAGAUUGCUAGAGAGAUGCAUGAAGCUAUAAUACGCAAUCAGAAGAGGAAGCCCGAGGUUUUUGAUAAUGACUAUGAUGUCGGUCACCCCCAAGGAGAUUUACCGGCAGAGCUUGAAACUAGAGGGCAGAUGCAGUCUGAUGCCUAUAGGCCCCCAAAUAGAGAGUCCCAAGCUUCUUCAAGUCUUACCCUUCUCCCAAGCUAUGGGACAUCUGCUAAAAGAAAUAAAGCUGUCAUGGAUGUACAAGUAAGGGGUCCCAUGGAUGCUUAUGUUAAGCGAAAUCUUGAAGAAGUGCUUGCUGAAGACAGAGAGUUUGUUCCUACAUUGCAAAGUGCUUUUAUGAAUGUGGGAUCCCAUUAAAUGUUGCAAAGACAAAGAGCUUUGAGGAGAUGGUUGCAGCCAUUGGGCAGUUUGGGCCUGGACUUGAGCCCCCUUCUUAUCAUGAAUUGAGGGGGCUUUUUUUAAAUGAUGAAAAGGGUGGAAUUAAAGAAAUCAGGAAGAAAUAUGAAGAAUAUUGGAAGACAUAUGGGUGCACUAUUAUGUGUGAUGGGUGGACUAAUGAAAAUGGAAGACACUUGAUUAAUUUCCUCGUCAACUGUCCACAUGGGACUUAUUUUAUAGGUUCCAUAGAUGCAUCUAAUCAUGUGCAAGAUGCAAAUAUGUUGUUUCAGUUGCUUGAUAGCAAGAUUGAAGAAAUUGGAGCGGACAAUGUUGUACAAAUAGUUACAGACAAUGUAGCCAAUUAUGUAGCAGCUGGUAAAUUGUUGAUGAAGAAGAGAAGUAGAUUGUAUUGGACUCCUUGUGCAGCUCGUUGUUUGGACCUUAUGUUGGAGGACAUAGGUAAUUUGGAAGCAUAUAGGGCUGUGAUAGGGAAGGCAACAAGAAUAACAAGCUUUAUCUACAUGCAUACUUUCCUUCUUGAAGAUAUAAGGAUCAGAACAAAUGGGAAGGACCUAGUGAGGACUGGAGUAACUAGAUUUACCACUUCAUUCCUGACACUCCAAAGCUUGUUAAAGCAUAAUGGUGCCUUGAUGCAAUUAUUUGUGUCUGAUGAUUGGAAUAAUUCUAAGUUGUCUAAGACAGAAGCAGGGAAGAAGGUGGAAGAGAUAGUGCUUGCUAGAACAUUCUGGGAUGAUGUGCGAGAUUGCCUUAGAGCAUCACAUCCAAUUCUUGUUGUCUUCAGGUUAAUUGUUGCUGAUAAGAAGCCUGCCAUGCCUGAAAUUUAUAUGGCAAUGGAAGUGGCAAAAAAGAGGAUAAAACAGAAUUUUGUGAACCGAGAAAGGUCAUGGAAAGAGGUGAUAACAAUUCUUGAUAGGCGUUGGGAGUGUCAGAUGGAGCAAUCAUUACAUGCUGCAGCAUUUUACCUCAAUGCUGGUAAGUAUUUUGAGUACAUUGCUGAUGAGACAGUUUCUUGUGACGAAGUGUGCAAGAUAAAUAAUGCCUUUGUUGAAGUGAUUACAAGACUAGUGCCUGAUUAAACUUUACAAGACAAGAUAUUGCGUGAGGCUAUUACGUACAAAAAAUGUGAAGGUAGUUUUUCAAGGCAAGUGGCAUUUAGGCAACGGACAACGAUGAAUCCCAUCUUUUGGUGGGACAUGCAUGGAACUUCAGCCCCUACGCUUCAAGCAGUUGCAAUACGUAUACUAGGCCUUUGUUGCUCCAUUUAUAGUUGCGAGAGUAACUGGAGCACAUUUGAGUUUAUUCACACAAAGAAGAUGAAUAGACUAGAACCUGAACAUUUGAAUGAUCUGGUCUAUGUUCAAUAUAAUCUCCGUCUGCAAGCAAAAUUCCAAGAAAGGCGUGAUGAGGCAACAAUCAUGAUCCGCUAUUGCUCGAUGAGCUGGAUUGGAGUAGUGAGUGGAUGAUUGGCCAAUCAGAUGAAGUUUUAGUCCAUCCUGGAGAUGAUCCCACAUGGGGAGAUGUUGAGUCAGAGUCGUCAGAUGAAGAAGAAUUUGAAGAAGAUGAUGUGAACGAUGAUGAAGAUGUUGAUGAUGACUUUGGUCUAUGGUCAACUGAUUCUAUGGGACUGCAAGAACAGCUAGAUGCACAUUUGUUUGAUGAUUAUGAUUGAACAAGAAUAAUUUAUGUUUGGAUUUAUGAGCUUUUUUGAUAGUCGAUACUUCACUCGACUCUUGAUGAUUUAUUUUACUGUUUUGAAGAUUACUGAAAUUAAACAUUUUGGUUUGAUUUU